Molecule: messenger RNA, 491 nt
Organism: Abrus precatorius (Indian licorice)
Lineage: Eukaryota; Viridiplantae; Streptophyta; Magnoliopsida; Fabales; Fabaceae
Exons: 3
Coding region: 22-357 (111 amino acids)
Source: RefSeq, a predicted model, not a curated record
GUGGAGUCCUAACAGAGAGGAAUGGCAACGAUGUCCAUUGCAUUUGCAGCAUCUCUCUGUCCUUCAAUUCCGACUUCCAGUCUUAGACAUAGCCGUUUUGUUUACAUAAAGCCCCUCCAUUGCACUCCCAUUCAGCAACAGGUUAAUGCAGAUGUAGGUAUUAUCUGUGAACUUUGCAAUGCAAAAGGAUGGUUAGUGUGUGACUUUUGUAAAGGACAAAAGACUAAUAUCAAAGCUGAAAACAAACGUAUCUACCGGCGAUGUCCCUCUUGCAGAGCCGUUGGAUAUGUCUUGUGUUCGAGGUGCAAGGUCUUUAAAUGUGUCACGUUUCCAAAUUUCAACGAUUCUGAGAAUUGAUCAGCAUGCCAAAAUGCCUUGUUCGCCAUGUUCACGCAUGCUUCUUUUUGUCUCCUUCGUCUACAAUGUAACUUUGAGAGGUUUUUAUUCCAUUUACUUGUCAAAAAGUUGAAACAAUAGAUGAUUCACUCUUU